UCUGUUUCGUUUUCAUCGCAGAAAGUGUAACAUAGUGCAGCAACAAGGAACAGACUUUACAACACAAUCAGUUGUCUGGCCGAGCAUGUCGAUUCUAAACACGUUACACCGAGUAGGAGCGUUGGCGCGAGCGAGUUUAACACAUAAACUUGAUUCGGCGAGAGCCAUCACGUUUUCGCUUACGCGUUGUUCCGACGAAGGAAAUGCAACCGAGGGUGAUGUAACUGAGAGUUCAUCCGCGGAGACUCCCAAGAUUGCACGUAGACCAGUUAUAUCCGUAGAGACCAGCAUUCGGUAUAUGAAUAGCGACGCUUACAAGCAGACUUACGGAGAUGAGCCGGUAUGGAAACCAUACAGAAGAAAUCACAAAGGAAUGUUUCCAACUAGAAGAACUCGAAAAACUUGUAUAAGAAAAGGCCAGAUCUCCACUGGAAAUCCGUGUCCUAUAUGUAGGGACGAGUAUCUUGUACUCGAUCAUAGAAACGUCAAGCUGCUUCAGCAGUUCAUCAACGAGUAUAACGGAGACGUCCUGAGUUACUCGAAGACAAAUAUCUGCCAAAGAAGGCACAAACAGCUUCUAGUUGCGUUAAUCAGGGCCAAAGAUUACGGGACCAUCACAUACGACGUUCCUUUAAGGCAGUACGAUUAUUCAGAGUGGAAACCGUCAAAUAAUUAAUCUUUAGUUUAUCUAUAUCAUCAUAUUACGACGCUUAUGUAGUCCUUCAUUAAAUAUGGAUGAAUCCAAGGAAAAUAUGGAAAA
Molecule: messenger RNA, 760 nt
Organism: Temnothorax curvispinosus
Lineage: Eukaryota; Metazoa; Arthropoda; Insecta; Hymenoptera; Formicidae
Gene: mRpS18B
Product: 28S ribosomal protein S18b, mitochondrial
Exons: 6
Coding region: 86-676 (196 amino acids)
Biological process (GO): mitochondrial translation
Cellular component (GO): ribosome; mitochondrion
Molecular function (GO): structural constituent of ribosome
Source: RefSeq, a predicted model, not a curated record